CCACGCCGUAGCUGCCCCGCGAGCGAAGGAAUACGACGGUGCAGACUAGGGCGUCCUAUCCACGCGUGCUCCACAAGCCGGCCCCGUCCAAGUUGAAAAGGACAAAAAGAAGGCAAUAAAUGCUAAAGGGGAGAGAAGGAGAGAGAGAGAGAAAGCCAGACCGAGCGGCAACUCCCAGCCCGGGCUGCAAGAGAAGGAGGCGGGAGCGGGAGAGAGCGGGCGCGCGCGAGGGCGAGCCGUGCACGGGAAGAAACUGACACCCGGACCCCCCACUUCUCCUGCACGGUGCUGGCAAUCAGAUCGCGUUUAAGCAAUUUCCUGAGCCCGAGAAUAGCAAUGAGUCGGGAGACUUUGGCGGACUGAAAUUGGGAGCUGCAGUCACUCCCCAGUCCGGAGAGUUUCGUCCGCCGCCUCCUACCUCCUCCCCCUGUGCCCGGCUCCGCCGCGCGGAGGAUGGUGUGGAAAUGGCUGGGCGCGCUGGUAGUGUUCCCUCUGCAAAUGAUCUAUCUGGUGACCAAAGCAGCCGUGGGACUGGUGUUGCCCCCCAAGCUUCGGGACCUGUCCCGGGAGUCAGUCCUCAUCACCGGCGGUGGGAGAGGCAUCGGGCGCCACCUCGCUCGGGAGUUCGCAGAGCGUGGCGCCAGAAAGAUUAUUCUCUGGGGCCGGACUGAGAAAUGCCUGAAAGAGACCACAGAGGAGAUUCGGCAGAUGGGCACCGAGUGCCACUACUUCAUCUGUGAUGUGGGCAACCGGGAAGAAGUGUACCAGAUGGCCAAAGCUGUCAGGGAAAAGGUGGGUGACAUCACCAUCCUGGUGAACAAUGCCGCUGUGGUCCAUGGGAAGAGCUUGAUGGACAGUGAUGAUGAUGCCCUCCUCAAGUCCCAGCACGUCAACACCCUGGGCCAGUUCUGGACCACCAAGGCCUUCUUGCCGCGUAUGCUGGAGCUGCAGAAUGGCCACAUCGUGUGCCUCAAUUCCGUGCUUGCGCUGUCGGCCAUCCCUGGCGCCAUCGACUAUUGCACAUCGAAAGCGUCGGCCUUCGCCUUCAUGGAGAGCCUGACCUUGGGGCUGCUGGACUGUCCCGGCGUCAGUGCCACCACUGUGCUGCCCUUUCACACCAGCACCGAGAUGUUCCAGGGCAUGCGAGUCAGGUUUCCCAACCUCUUCCCACCGUUGAAGCCAGAGACAGUAGCCCGGAGGACGGUGGAGGCUGUGCAGCAAAACCAGGCCCUCCUCUUGCUCCCGUGGACCAUGAAUAUCCUCAUUCUCUUGAAAAGCAUACUCCCACAGGCUGCACUGGAGGAGAUCCACAGGUUCUCAGGGACGUACACCUGUAUGAACACCUUUAAGGGGAGGACAUAGAGGCUCUUCAGACACACCUGAGGAGCCACGGAGCCUGGGGGGAGCCACAGGACCCGGGCACACAUCCGUGUGCCUGUGCGUCGGCACAUCUGCUGGGGGAGCAGGACUGUUCCUGUCCCUAGUGAAGAUUCUGUGGCUCCCGGGUCAACUCCAGGACCUUCGUGCAGGACUGAUGUGUGUAACUCUGACCCCCAUGGGGAGGCGAGACGCCAUUCAGCAGCCACCUGACAGUUUCGCACCUCUCUCACUCUGUAGGUUUAUUGUUAAAUUGCUUCUCCAGUCUAACCCACCUGAGCAGUGUGCAUCGACCCUGUCCAGGGGAGUCUGUCCCCAGACACCCUGCCUUCCCCUCCAAACCCUGUCACCCUCAGCUCAUGCAAACUGGUUAAAUGGCAGUAACGCAAAUAAAGAGGUGGCUUGCGCA
Myodes glareolus (Bank vole) is the source of this 1786-nucleotide messenger RNA. It is a transcript of the gene Dhrs3, whose product is annotated as dehydrogenase/reductase 3. Gene Ontology annotation, biological process: regulation of retinoic acid receptor signaling pathway; retinoid metabolic process. Gene Ontology annotation, cellular component: lipid droplet. Lineage: Eukaryota; Metazoa; Chordata; Mammalia; Rodentia; Cricetidae. Gene Ontology annotation, molecular function: all-trans-retinol dehydrogenase (NAD+) activity. The record is from RefSeq and is a predicted model, not a curated record.